GGUGAAUGCAAGGGGGGGCUGGAGAGAUGGAGAGAGGAUGGGUGGUGUUUGGUAUCGCGAUUGGAUCUUCUUCAAAUUUCUGUCAUAUGUCGUGGCUUUGUUUUUGUUGUUUUGUUCUUGCAGCUCGCACGCCAAGUGAGAAGUUGGUUCUCGUCGCGAGUAUUUCAAGAAUAGCUUCGCCUCAUAAUAGUAGCAACACUUCGCACGUCUAAGGACUGGGUAUAUUUAUUGUCGUCAUCA
Messenger RNA from Amoebophrya sp. A25, 240 nucleotides. Lineage: Eukaryota; Dinophyceae; Syndiniales; Amoebophryaceae. The record is from the annotation of a GenBank genome assembly.